CGCUCAGUGUGCGUGGAGAUUAGGUCCGAGCGCCCGCCGUCCCCGAGCUCCCGCCGUCCCCGUCGCCGCCUGCAGCGGCCUCCGCGAGCAGCAGCAGCAGCAGCAGCAGCACCGCGGCGGAACCGGGCGCCGGGGAGCCAGCCCGGCACCGCCAGCUCAGCCUUGCCCGGCCGACUCCCUGCGCACGCCCGGGCAGCCCCCGCCACUAUCGCCCGGAGAGAAGGUGGAGGAAGAAAUCCAGUCCCCGGCACGCCUGCACCAUCAUGGACCAUUAUGAUUCUCAGCAAACCAACGACUACAUGCAGCCCGAAGAGGACUGGGACCGGGACCUGCUUCUGGAUCCGGCCUGGGAGAAGCAGCAGCGAAAGACAUUCACAGCAUGGUGCAAUUCCCACCUCCGGAAGGCCGGCACUCAGAUCGAGAACAUAGAGGAGGACUUCCGGGAUGGCCUGAAGCUCAUGCUGCUGUUGGAGGUUAUCUCAGGUGAGCGCCUGGCCAAGCCAGAAAGAGGCAAGAUGCGGGUACACAAGAUCUCCAAUGUCAACAAGGCCCUAGAUUUCAUCGCCAGCAAGGGGGUCAAGCUGGUGUCCAUUGGAGCGGAAGAAAUCGUGGACGGGAACGUGAAAAUGACCCUGGGUAUGAUCUGGACCAUCAUCCUUCGCUUUGCCAUCCAGGACAUCUCCGUAGAAGAGACUUCUGCCAAGGAAGGGCUGCUCCUGUGGUGUCAGAGGAAGACGGCCCCUUACAAAAAUGUCAACAUCCAGAACUUCCACAUCAGCUGGAAGGAUGGCCUUGGCUUCUGUGCCUUGAUUCACCGACACCGGCCAGAACUGAUUGACUAUGGGAAGCUGCGGAAGGACGAUCCACUCACAAACCUGAACACAGCCUUUGAUGUGGCAGAGAAGUACCUGGACAUCCCCAAGAUGCUGGACGCUGAAGACAUUGUUGGAACCGCCCGGCCAGAUGAGAAAGCCAUCAUGACAUAUGUGUCCAGCUUCUACCACGCCUUCUCUGGAGCCCAGAAGGCGGAGACCGCAGCCAAUCGCAUCUGCAAGGUGUUGGCCGUCAACCAGGAGAAUGAACAGCUUAUGGAAGACUAUGAGAAGCUGGCCAGCGAUCUGUUGGAGUGGAUCCGCCGUACCAUUCCAUGGCUAGAAAACCGCGUGCCCGAGAACACCAUGCACGCCAUGCAGCAGAAGCUGGAGGACUUCCGUGACUACCGGCGCCUGCACAAGCCACCCAAGGUGCAGGAGAAAUGUCAGCUGGAGAUCAACUUCAACACACUGCAGACCAAGCUGCGCCUCAGCAACCGACCUGCCUUCAUGCCCUCCGAGGGCAGGAUGGUCUCGGACAUCAACAAUGCUUGGGGCUGCCUGGAACAGGCGGAAAAGGGCUAUGAGGAAUGGCUUCUGAAUGAGAUCCGGAGGCUGGAGCGGCUCGACCACUUGGCAGAGAAGUUCCGGCAGAAGGCCUCCAUCCACGAGGCUUGGACAGAUGGCAAAGAGGCCAUGCUGCGGCAGAAAGAUUAUGAGACGGCCACCCUGUCAGAGAUCAAGGCCCUGCUCAAGAAGCAUGAGGCCUUCGAGAGUGACCUAGCUGCUCACCAAGAUCGCGUGGAGCAGAUUGCCGCCAUCGCACAGGAGCUCAAUGAGCUGGACUAUUACGACUCACCCAGUGUCAACGCUCGUUGUCAAAAGAUCUGUGACCAGUGGGACAAUCUAGGGGCCCUGACUCAGAAGCGGAGGGAAGCUCUAGAGCGGACAGAGAAGCUGCUGGAGACCAUUGACCAGCUGUACUUGGAGUACGCCAAGCGGGCUGCACCCUUCAACAACUGGAUGGAAGGGGCCAUGGAAGACCUGCAGGACACUUUCAUUGUGCAUACCAUUGAGGAGAUCCAGGGACUGACCACAGCCCACGAGCAGUUCAAGGCCACCCUCCCUGAUGCUGACAAGGAGCGCCUGGCUAUCUUGGGUAUCCACAAUGAGGUGUCCAAGAUUGUCCAGACCUAUCAUGUCAACAUGGCAGGCACCAAUCCCUACACAAGCAUUGCACCUCAGGAGAUCAAUGGCAAAUGGGACCAUGUUCGGCAGCUGGUGCCCCGGAGAGACCAAGCUCUGACGGAAGAGCAUGCCCGCCAGCAGCAUAAUGAGAGGCUACGCAAACAGUUUGGAGCCCAGGCCAAUGUCAUUGGGCCCUGGAUCCAGACCAAAAUGGAGGAGAUCGGCAGGAUCUCUAUUGAGAUGCACGGGACCUUGGAGGACCAGCUCAAUCACCUGCGGCAGUACGAGAAGAGCAUCGUCAACUACAAGCCAAAGAUCGACCAACUGGAGUGCGACCACCAGCUGAUCCAGGAGGCGCUCAUCUUCGACAACAAGCACACCAACUACACCAUGGAGCACAUCCGCGUGGGCUGGGAGCAGCUGCUCACCACCAUUGCCAGGACCAUCAAUGAGGUGGAGAAUCAGAUCUUGACCCGAGAUGCCAAAGGCAUCAGCCAGGAGCAGAUGAAUGAGUUCCGGGCCUCCUUCAACCACUUUGACCGGGAUCACUCCGGCACGCUGGGUCCCGAGGAGUUCAAAGCCUGCCUCAUCAGCUUGGGUUAUGAUAUUGGCAACGACCCCCAGAAGAAGACAGGCAUGAUGGACACGGAUGAUUUCCGCGCCUGCCUGAUCUCCAUGGGUUACAACAUGGGAGAGGCAGAAUUUGCCCGCAUCAUGAGCAUUGUGGACCCCAACCGCCUGGGGGUAGUGACAUUCCAAGCCUUCAUUGACUUCAUGUCCCGAGAGACUGCUGACACAGAUACUGCAGAUCAAGUCAUGGCUUCCUUCAAGAUCCUGGCUGGGGACAAGAACUACAUCACCGUGGAUGAACUGCGCCGGGAGCUGCCGCCGGACCAGGCCGAAUACUGCAUCGCUAGAAUGGCACCCUAUGCCGGCCCCGACUCUGUGCCCGGUGCUCUGGAUUACAUGUCCUUCUCCACGGCGCUGUACGGCGAGAGUGACCUCUAACCUGCCCGUCGCGCUUGCGCACUCGCGCCCCACCGCCUCGGCCGCCCCGCCUCCCGCCCAGGUUCGGGUUUCCCACGCUCGGCCUCCCCGCGGGACGCGCGUGCGCAGCGACCCACGCGGCCUCCAGCCACCUUCCCCGCCAAGGGACAGUUUACAAAAAUAUUUUCUGCAAAAAAAUAAAAAAAAGAAAAAAUUACAUUAAAAA
Molecule: messenger RNA, 3213 nt
Organism: Perognathus longimembris pacificus (Pacific pocket mouse)
Lineage: Eukaryota; Metazoa; Chordata; Mammalia; Rodentia; Heteromyidae
Gene: Actn1
Product: actinin alpha 1
Exons: 22
Coding region: 264-3008 (914 amino acids)
Biological process (GO): muscle cell development; actin cytoskeleton organization
Cellular component (GO): stress fiber; cell projection; plasma membrane
Molecular function (GO): actin filament binding; calcium ion binding
Source: RefSeq, a predicted model, not a curated record